GCGGAGGGACUUCGCUGGAGGAACUUAUUUCGCCCUCGUGAAGUGGAGCUCCUGGGCCGGCCGGUUGGCAAGCCGGUUCUGCUCCUGCGCCACAGCGACAAGGGAGAUGGAAACUGCAGCUGGCAGUUUCCUUUUCAGUCUAAGUCUGCAUUUUGCACUUAGUUUUUGUCUUCUCGUGGGCACCAGUGUUCCCAAUCCACAGUGGUUCCAGCAACUCCAGGGGAGUGCUAGCCUACAGGACCCUGAAUCAGGACCAGAGAAGGCUAAGGACAGAGAGGGCUGUAACUCCGGAAGCCUGCGUCUGGGUCUUCCGUUCCAAGGGGCUGUGAUCCCACGUGACUCCACGCCAUCCUCUUGACCGUGGCGUCCCGCCCUACUGCGCAGACGCGGAAGCUUUGGGUAAACGGGCGCCCGAGACCGUGUAAGCAGGCGAUCGUGGCGGGUGGCACCCGUUCCCAGGUGUGGGUCUGCGUUCCGUGGGCGGCAGGCAGAGGUCUCGCCUCAGCAUGGCUGCCCUGCUUGUGAGAAGCGCGGUGGCUUCGCUCAUGGAUCCGCUCCUGCACCUGAGUCGCCUCGCGGUGAAGCCGCGGGCCUUCUCCUCGUUCCUGCUGGGGACCCUUCCAAGCGCCAGACCCUGCGCAGAGGUGCGCUCGCUUCUCUGGGCCCGCCCCCUGCCGCACCUGCAGCCCUCGCUGGGCUUCAAGACCAAGGGUGUCCUCAAGAAGCGAUGCCGGGACUGCUACAUGGUGAAGAGGCGUGGGCGCUGGUUCGUCCUCUGCAAGACCAACCCCAGGCAUAAGCAGAGGCAAAUGUGAGGGCAUAUGUUCAUAGGAAGUUCGUUUCGCCGUAUCAAAGAAAAAUAAAUGUAAGCGUUCUGUAAUCGAAGAUCUGUGGGCCUUAGAGUUUUGUUGAACUCACCCGUUUAACCCCAGUCAUUGCCCAAUUCCUUCAAACCUAGCCAGACCAGAACUGCAGAUGGGAAAGGAUUGCUGCUCUUCCUGGAACUGUGUGGAGCUGGAGGACAAAAGAAAUAGGAAUACUAAGCUGACUUUAACUCUUGAGACAAGAUCUGGCUCCAUAGCCCUGGCUGACCUGAAACUUGCCGACAACCUCCUGCCUCUGCCUCCCUGGUGUUCCGUCAUCAAAAGCGGCAGAAUGCAAGCGCUUCUAAGAAACCAACUGAACCGGGAGGCUCCUGUGGGGAGCACAGCAAUCCCAGCUUAAAAAUAAAUGGUGUUGUUGGGUAACACCUAUCCCAACCUUUACUCAAGGAAAACCUUGUUUACAUAGAGAUGUCUUUCAGAAACCAAUUAAAAAUGUUUGUCGUGACUGCCCUGAAACUCUGGAGUGGUAGUGUUCUUUAUACCAGC
Molecule: messenger RNA, 1370 nt
Organism: Alexandromys fortis (reed vole)
Lineage: Eukaryota; Metazoa; Chordata; Mammalia; Rodentia; Cricetidae
Gene: Mrpl36
Product: mitochondrial ribosomal protein L36
Exons: 3
Coding region: 507-815 (102 amino acids)
Biological process (GO): translation
Cellular component (GO): mitochondrial large ribosomal subunit; ribosome
Molecular function (GO): structural constituent of ribosome
Source: RefSeq, a predicted model, not a curated record